This is a messenger RNA of Iphiclides podalirius (scarce swallowtail), 1842 nucleotides long. NCBI's taxonomy places the organism in Eukaryota, Metazoa, Arthropoda, Insecta, Lepidoptera, Papilionidae. The record is from the annotation of a GenBank genome assembly.
AUGAAAGGCACCAACGGCUCCGACAUCGAAGGCCUAACCCUGCCGGUCGAUGAAGACUUCGACCCUAAUAUUCAACUGGACAAUUUGGGACCCAAGACAUCGCCCGCCUCCACCAUCGACGUUAAGAUAUGGGCACAGACGAUCUGCACGCAGCUUGUGCUGUUCCUCGGGCAGUGGCCGCUGUGGGGCGGCUGCCAGCUGUCCUCGAGCGUUUGCGAGCAGCACGACAGCAGCCCGCCGCUGAGCGCCGAGCUGGGCCCAGCGGUGCUGGAGGCGCGCCACGUGCAGCUGAUGCGCUUCAGCGACGCCACGCUCGCGUCGCUCGUCGAGCUGCCCGCGCUGGACAUGCCCGCCGGCGGCACCACGCCCGGCUUAAUGACAUCUGACCGCCAAGUAAGAAUUCUUCUACGCGACAUUGCCGGCAAAGCUUGCUGGGACGCCUCGGCAUUGUAUUACGAUCCCUUUAUCGCAUCUUCAGAGGAAAUUCAACCACUAACAAUUCCGGAUACCAUUGAUAGCCCAAGGGAUGAUACCCUGUCUUCCUUGCCACCACCGCUACCCCCAGAUCUACUACCUGAUUACAAGAAUUCGCCACCUGAUAAACAUCAGCUAGACCAUGUGCUGGCGUACAUCGGGCACACGUCGCCGGAAGUGACGUGCGGGCGGCGGCUGGACGGCGCGGGCGCUUCGCCGCUUCCGCCUGGCGCGGAGGACGAGCUUGUCGCGGCGCUCGUCGCCCACCGGAACGCCGAGCGCCUCUACCUCGAGCGGCGCGACAGCGACGACGAGUCUGACGCGUCGGAGACUUGUGCAACUGGCUACUCGAGUGCGGCGGGGCCCUUCGACCUGUGCCGCCAGUUUCUCGCGCAGACGGGCGCGCUGGCGCCAUCUAGGCGCGCGCACGUUCAACUCCUGCGGCGCUCGGAUCGCUUGCUGCGGGAACUGCGCAAUCUAGACGCUCUGAGGUGCCGCGAAACGCACAAAGUGGCUGUCAUAUACGUCGGCAAGGGACAGGAGACGCGAAACGAAAUCCUCUCGAAUCGCUGCGGCAGCCCUGCGUACGAAGCGUUCCUCGCUGCCCUCGCGUGGGAGGUGGAGUUGGAGUCGCACGUGGGCUUUGCGGGCGGGCUGCGCGGCGGCGGAGGGGGGGGCGUCUCAGCACCCUACAUAGCCACGCUCACCCUCGAGGCGCUGUUCCACGUGGCCACGCGCAUGCCGGCCGACACCCCCGACGCCAUUCUCAACAAGACCCGACAUUUGGGGAACGACGAAGUGCACGUGGUAUGGAGCGAGCACUGGCGGCCAUACAAACGUGACACGCUGCCCACCCAGUUUUGUGACGUGCUCAUAGUGCUGUAUCCGCUCCCUGGUGGGUUGCUGCGCUGCACGGUAUCCAGGAAACCAGAUGUGGCGGUGUUCGGGCCGCUGUGGGAGGAGUGCGUGGUGCGCGGCAGCUGCGGCGCGGCGCUGGUGCGCGGCGCGGCGUUCUGCGGCGGGCGGGCGGUGCGCGCCACGAUGCCGCUCUACCAGCACGCGUGCUCGGAGCGCGCGCGCGGCCUCGACGCGCUGGUCGCGCACCACACGCAGCCGGCGACCUUCGAGCACUUCGUGCAGCGCGUGCGCGACCCGGUGCCGCCGCCCGACGACCGACGGCCCGACCAGGGCAGCGGCCGUCUUGCCGCGGCACUUCUGGACCACGGCGCCAACUCGUGGGCGACAGGGGCGCCGCACACGGUCUCGCCGCGGCCCGCGAAACGGCUCGGGCCCUUCAAGCGGCCCCAGCCGAUGCAGAGUGCGCCGCACACCGCGCCGCCUGACGUGCCGACGCCGCGACGCGCGCGU